AUGAGAAGACACUCCUGGAGGAGUCGGCAGAGAAGGCAGACCAAGGAGUUCAUCUUCCCGGAGCUGCUGUCCAACCUGUUCUCGGGUGGGAAUGAGAAGACACACCUGGAGGAGUCGGCAGAGCAGGCAGACCAAGGGUUUCACCUUCUCAGAGCUGCUAUCCAACCUGCACUUGCGUGGGAACGAGAAGACACUCCUGGAGGAGUCAGCAGAGCAGGCAGACCAAGGAUUUCAUCUUCUCGGAGCUGCUGUCCAACCUGUACUCGCGUGGGAAUGAGAAGACACUCCUGGAGGGGUCGGCAGAGCAGGCUGACCAAGGAGUUCAUCUUCUCGGAGCUGCUGUCCAAACUGUACUCGCGUGGGAACGAGAAGACACUCCUGGAGGAGUCGACAGAGCAGGCGGACCAAGGAGUUCAUCUUCUCGGAGCUGCUGUCCAACCUGUACUCGCAUGGGAACGAGCAGAAACUCCUGGAGGAGUCAGCAGAGCAGGCAGACCAAGGAGUUCAUCUUCUCGGAGCUCCUGUCCAACCUACCUGCUGUCCAACCUGCACUCGCGUGUGAACCAGAAGACACUCGUGGAGGAGUCGGCAGAGCAGGCAGACCAAGGAGUUCAUCUUCUCAGCGCUGCUGUCCAACCUGUACUCACGUGGGAACGAGCAGACACUCCAGGAGGAGUCGGCAGAGCAGGCAGUCAAAGGAAUUCAUCUUCUCGGAGCUGCAGUCCAACCUGUACUCGCGUGGAAAUGAGAAGACACUCCUGGAGGAGUCGGCAGAGCAGGCACAGUGACGCGACGAGAUGCUGCUUCUCAGAGCUGCUGUCCAACCUACACUCCUGGAGGAGUCGGCAGAGCAGGGAGACCAAGGAGUUCAUCUUCUCGGAGCUGCUGUCCAACCUGUACACGCGUGGGAACGAGAAGACACUCCUUAGCAGGCAGACCAAGGAGUUCAUCUUCUCGGAGCUGCUGUCCAACCUGUACUCGCGUGGGAACCAGAAGACACUCCUGGAGGAGUCGGCAGAGCAGGCAGACCAAGGAGUUCAUCUUCUGAGAGCUGCUGUCCAACCUGCACUCGCGUGGGAACCAGAAGACACUCGUGCAGGAGUCGGCAGAGCAGGCACAGUGGCGCGACGAGAUGCUGCUUCUCAGAGCUGCUGUCCAACCUGUACUAGCGUGGGAAUGGGAAGACACUCCUGGAGGAGUCGACAGAGCAGGCAGACCAAGGAGUUCAUCUUCUCAGAGCUGCUGUCCAAACUGUACUCGCGUGGGAACGAGCAGACACUCCUGGAGGAGUCGGCAGAGCUGGCAGACCAACGAGUUCAUCUUCUCAGAGCUGCUGUCCAACCUGCACUCGCGUGGGAUCCAGAAGACACUCGUGCAGGAGUCGGCAGAGCAGGCACAAUGGCGCGACGAGUUGCUGCUUCUCAGACCUCCUGUCCAACCUGUACUUGCGUGGGAACGAGAAGACACUCCUGGAGGAGUCGGCAGAGCAGGCAGACCAAGGAGUUCAUCUUCUCAGAGCUGCUGUCCAAUCUGUACUCGCGUGGGAAUGAGAAGACACUCCUGCAGGAGUCGACAGAGCAGGCAGACCAAGGAGUUCAUCUUCUCAGAGCUGCUGUCCAAACUGUACUCGCGUGGGAACGAGCAGACACUCCUGGAGGAGUUGGCAGAGCAGGCAGACCAAGGAGUUCAUCUUCUCAGAGCUGCUGUCCAACCUGCACUCGCGUGGGAACCAGAAGACACUCGUGCAGGAGUCGGCAGAGCAGGCACAGUGGCGCGACGAGAUGCUGCUUCUCAGAGCUCCUGUCCAACCUGUACUUGCGUGGGAACAAGAAGACAUUCCUGGAGGAGUCAGUAGAGAAGGCAGACCAAGGAGUUCAUCUUCUCGGAGCCGCUGUCCAACCUGUACUCGCGUGGGAAUUAGUAGACACUCUGGAGGAGUUGGCAGAGCGGGCAGACCAAGGAGUUCAUCUUCUCGGAGCUACUCUCCAACAUGUACUCGCGUGGGAACGAGAAGACACUCCUGUAGGAGUCGACAGAGCAGGCCGACCAAGGAGUUCAUCUUCUCAGAGCUGCUGUCCAACCUGUACUCGCGUGGGAACGAGAAGACACUCGUGGAGUAGUUGGCAGAGCAGGCAGACCAAGGAGAUCAUCUUCUCAGCGCUGCUCUCCAACCUGUACUCGCGUGGGAAUGAGCAGACACUCCUGGAGGAGUCGGCAGAGCAGGCAGACCAAGGAAUUCAUCUUCUCAGAGCCGCUGUCCAACCUGUGCUCGCGUGGGAAUGAGAAGACACUCCUGGAGGAGUCGGCAGAGCAGGCACAGUGGCGCGACGAGAUGCUGCUUCUCAGAACUGCUGUCCAACUUGUACUCACGU
Molecule: messenger RNA, 2372 nt
Organism: Pan troglodytes (chimpanzee)
Lineage: Eukaryota; Metazoa; Chordata; Mammalia; Primates; Hominidae
Exons: 4
Coding region: 1-2283 (760 amino acids)
Source: RefSeq, a predicted model, not a curated record